GGGGUAACGGGACCGCGGCCGCGGGCAGUCCGAGCCACGCAGCAUGCCCUAUCUGCUCAUCAGCACCCAGAUCCGUAUGGAGGUGGGCCCCACCAUGGUGGGUGAUGAGGAUUCGGAUCCGGAGCUGAUGAGGUACCUUGGGGCCUCCAAGAGAAGCGUCCUGGGGAACAACUUUUAUGAAUACUACGUCAACGACCCUCCUCGCAUAGUCCUGGACAAGCUGGAACUAGUGGGUUUCCGUGUGUUGAGCAUGACAGGGGUGGGCCAGACGCUGGUGUGGUGCCUGCACAAGGAAUGACCUGCCUGCGCUGACUCGUGGACGGAGUAUAGAUUGUGUGGAGACCGCCAUGUGCCCCGACCACAUCCUUGCAUCACUGUCUGCCAUGCCUAUCUCUGCAUAUUGUCAACUUCCUUGCCCACACCGAUGGACCGUGAACAGCCUCGGCAACCUUGCUCUAGUUGGGUGGGUACAGCAGGCCCUUGCCCCGGUGCUUUCAGCUGCCCUGGGUUGAGGCCUUGACCUGGGCAGGCUAGCCAGAGGACAGUCCCUGGAUCCUACACAGCCAGUCCAAGCCAAUAAAGGGCUCUCACAGUUGGUCGUUUUCA
This is a messenger RNA of Psammomys obesus (fat sand rat), 606 nucleotides long. RefSeq names its product GTP cyclohydrolase I feedback regulator (gene Gchfr). The transcript has 3 exons. Gene Ontology annotation, cellular component: nucleus; cytoplasm. Gene Ontology annotation, molecular function: GTP cyclohydrolase binding. NCBI's taxonomy places the organism in Eukaryota, Metazoa, Chordata, Mammalia, Rodentia, Muridae. Gene Ontology annotation, biological process: negative regulation of biosynthetic process. The coding region runs from base 44 to 298 and encodes 84 amino acids. The record is from RefSeq and is a predicted model, not a curated record.